Molecule: messenger RNA, 1833 nt
Organism: Durusdinium trenchii
Lineage: Eukaryota; Dinophyceae; Suessiales; Symbiodiniaceae
Source: the annotation of a GenBank genome assembly
GCAAAGGAAAAGAAGGAGGACAAGGAGAGCAAGAAGAGGGAGGUUAAAGAUAAGGAGGACAAGAAGACAAAGGAAAGCAAGAAGAGCGAGGCUCCAGAGAAAGACAACAAAAAGAAGAAGAAGGAGGAGACGAAGGAGCAGUCACUCGAGAAGGGUAGAGGCAAGAAGACAAAAGGAAGCAAGAAGACUGAGCAGCCAGAUAAGAGAAAGAAGAAGGAUGAGGAAGACGAAGAUCGGAAGCGCAAGCCAGACAAGGAAAGGGCUAGCAAGAAGGCCAAGCAAGAUGAGACCACCGAAGAUGAGCAGUCUUCAGCGGAAGAGAGCAGAGAGUCAGAGGGCGAGAGCAUUGAGACUUCGUUUGAUGCUGAUGAAUCCGACGCUGAGGAGGACCUUGGAUCAGAGGCAAGCGCAACGGAGGACGCAAAGGAGGGUUCACAGGACGAAGCUGAGAGUGAGGAUGGAGAGGAGAGUGAGGCUGAAGAAACAGAGGAGGCCUCACAGAGUGAAGAUGAAGAAGACGAGGACGGUGACAGUGAACAUACAGAAGAUGAAGGAAGCAACAGCGAGAACGAAGAAGAAGGUGAACCAGAAAGUGAAGAAAGUAAGAUUGGCAGUGAUGAGGAAGACGAUGAAGAAGGGGAUGAAGAAGAGAGUGAUGAGGACACAGAAGAGGAAGAAGAAUCAGAUGACGAACCAAAAAGGAAGGCAGCUAAGAAGCAGCAAAAUGAAGAGGAGGCAAGCAAGACAAAGAAGAAGAAGAAGAAGGAGGACGGUAGCAAAGAAGGGAAGGUGAAAGAUGAGAGGGCAAAGCAGAACCGUGAAGGCAGCGCAGCCAAGGCAGAAAAGACAGAAGUGAACAGCGAGAAGAACAAGAAGGAGGAGGACGCAGAUGAGAAAAAGAAGAAGAAGAAGGCAAGCAAGAAGGCAAAGACAGGGGGUGAAACCAUCUCCGACUUGGAGGAGAAGAAGUUGAAUUCUGUCACAGCCAAUUCCGAUUAUCAAUCCUUUGGACGCUGGCUGAAGAACCGACGGUGCCCAGCGGCAAUCGUUGCUGCAUGUAAGGACCACGACUCACGGCAACGAAUCUUUGAGGACUUCGUUGCAAAGGGUCGAAACAAGAAGGCUGUGACGAUGCUGCACCAGCGCCGGCUCGAAGAAUCACAGAAAACAAAACUCAAAUAUGGCUUUCGAUCGGAGGAAUGGAUCAUUCGCCAACACGGUGAGCGCAAAGGGAAAGCUAUUAUGCAGAGAAAGAAGGAUAUGAAUUUGGUGGUGCAAGAUCCUGAGUUGCCUGAAGAUCCCAAUGCAGUGUUGUACUUCGUGAUGGUGGAACUCAAUGUGGAAAACAUUGCGGAGUUGAAGCGGAUUACACAACUGGAGAUCAACGGCACCCUAGAUUCUGACGGUCUAGCGCAAUUCGUCGAGGCCGGUGGCUGCCUCAAUGGGAACCAGCAUCUGCAGAUUGGGAGCCUCAUGGGCACCGAGGGCAAGCAGAAACUGGUUAACGCAAUGGGGACCGUGAAAGGGAAACCGCCCAAGCGAAAGCGGGGGGAGGAAAAUGGGGAUCCAAACAAGAUUCCAAAGGAGGUGACACCAAAAACCCCUUUGGAAAGAGCAGUAGCCCUGCAAAAUCAAGUCCUUACAAAAGCCAAUGCCUGUCGAGAUCAUGCCUUCAAAUUGAAGCCUUUGGCCAUGUCGGGUACCCUGAUUGAUCAGCUCCGUGCUUUGGACACUAAGCUCCAAUCAAUUGCUGACAACAUCCAGUCCCUCAUCAGUAAGAAAAAGAACAAGCACCAUCACUAUGUCGACGUGAUCAAGGCAGUUUCUUGGUAG